GCCUUCCCAAGCCACCUUGCGUCACGCUUUGGCUCUCUCUGGUCCAUACAACACAGAUCGCUUUGCUUUCAACCACACAGCUGAACAUUUCUCUGUGACUUCUCACGAUGAACAGAUUCAUUCUCUCCGCGGUAGUGUUAAUAGCCUUGGCUGCGCUGAUCUGUGGUGGCCAUGCAGGGAAACACUGCACGGACAGCAGUCAGUGUGAGGACGACGAGUGUUGCCUGGACCCCACACAAAGACGCGGGAAACGCCAGGCGGCUGGCUACUGUGCGCCCAGGGUGCUCAAAGGACAGUCAUGCUUUAUAAACGCCGCUAACAGCGGGCCUGUCUACCUCGACGCCUGCCCGUGUGUAAGUGGACUCACAUGUCAAGGGAACGGUGUGAUCUCUGUGCCCCAGGGAGAGAUGGGAACAUGUGGCUGAUCCGUACACCCAGACGGAGUCUCUUCACUGGAGAACGCAGCACAGCACGUAGACAGGACGCACACCUUAGCCGGUUCAUAACCUGAAACGGACGUAACCUUCAGCUUCAAUUGUAUUUCACCUUAACCGGCUCAUAACCGUAGCCAAUUAUUGACCUUAACUGACUCUUCACCUUAGCCAGCUCAAAACCCUAACCGGCUCAUAAGCUUAGCCGGCUCAUAACUUUAACCGGUUCACAAUCUAUUUCUGCUUCAAUACUGCCAAUAAACAGAUAAUAAAAUGUCACACGGAAAUACCA
Messenger RNA from Aplysia californica (California sea hare), 723 nucleotides. Its product is annotated as venom protein 164. Lineage: Eukaryota; Metazoa; Mollusca; Gastropoda; Aplysiida; Aplysiidae. The transcript is spliced from 4 exons. The record is from RefSeq and is a predicted model, not a curated record. The coding region runs from base 108 to 425 and encodes 105 amino acids.